AUGUUAGGCCUGGCCGACGGGUUGCAAGGUAGUUCUCGCACGGGGUCGACGGCGAAGCGCCAAUGCGCGCGGGUCAGGUCGAGUGAGCUCGCUCAAUACAAGACCUUUGCGAGUCCCUUCGCCAAGGUAUUCUUAGGGGCUAUUUUCACCUACCAGGUUAUUUACUGGACUUGGUUGAAGCUGGAGAUGGACGAAUCCAAGCUUGAGAAGAAUCAAGAGGUCGCGGCCCUCGAGAAGAAGGCUAGGGAAUUAACGAACGUGCAAAAGUGA
This is a messenger RNA of Aspergillus fumigatus Af293, 270 nucleotides long. RefSeq lists its product as uncharacterized. Bases 1 to 270 code for a protein of 89 amino acids. NCBI's taxonomy places the organism in Eukaryota, Fungi, Ascomycota, Eurotiomycetes, Eurotiales, Aspergillaceae. The record is from RefSeq and is a predicted model, not a curated record. The transcript is spliced from 3 exons.